AUGAAUCGGAGAUAUAAGGACAGACCCGAGCAAAGAGAUGAAGGACCGCUCAUUCACAUCGGUAAGUUUCUUCAUCCCUGUACUAACGACGGUUAUAACGUUGCCGUCUUAGAGAGCACCAACAGAGAUCUUGUCCCCAAGUUUAACUCUCCUGUGUAUAAUGACAAAGGAGCAGACGUUGGAAUCAUCGACGAGGUCUUUGGCCCCAUCACAGGCUACUAUUUCACAGUAAAGCUCCAUCCUAACGUUACUCCCAAGGGUUUCGCUGUUGGCCAGUCUUUUCAGAUGCGCGAGGGACGAACAAUGCCUCUGAGUCGCUUUACGAAUCCGCCUCCGCCUCCUCAACGUCAAGCUAAGCAAGGUGGAGCUCAAAAGCGACCCCAAGGAAAGCCAGCUGGGAAGCCGGGUAAACCAAACGAUAGAAGACGUGAUAGUAAGGGGCCUAAUCCCUUCAGUUUCACACGAGACGGUGGAAACCCUUCCCGCGACAGGCAAGGGCCGCGGCCUGGUAGCGGGGUUACACGCAAUCGCUUUUCUCAUGGUAGAGUGUAA
This is a messenger RNA of Giardia duodenalis, 552 nucleotides long. RefSeq names its product putative Nucleolar GAR1-like protein. Lineage: Eukaryota; Fornicata; Diplomonadida; Hexamitidae. Gene Ontology annotation, cellular component: box H/ACA snoRNP complex. Gene Ontology annotation, biological process: snoRNA guided rRNA pseudouridine synthesis; ribosome biogenesis. Gene Ontology annotation, molecular function: box H/ACA snoRNA binding. The transcript has a single exon. The coding region runs from base 1 to 552 and encodes 183 amino acids. The record is from RefSeq and is a predicted model, not a curated record.